This is a messenger RNA of Neltuma alba, 1380 nucleotides long. RefSeq names its product deSI-like protein At4g17486. The transcript has 5 exons. Gene Ontology annotation, biological process: protein deubiquitination. Lineage: Eukaryota; Viridiplantae; Streptophyta; Magnoliopsida; Fabales; Fabaceae. The record is from RefSeq and is a predicted model, not a curated record. The coding region runs from base 390 to 1067 and encodes 225 amino acids. Gene Ontology annotation, molecular function: deubiquitinase activity.
UCUUCUCUGUUUCGCUCAUCAUUUUGCCUAAUACGAUUGCUUAAUGUUUGAUCCCGCUCUUCAUUCUUCUUUCUGUGGCUUCUCUUGCGAUUCUUCUUCAUCCAACCUUUUCAAUUUGAGACAUCUUAUUCAUCAAGUUCAUUCAUUUCGCGCGGAGAAUUUCAGGAAAAAAGAUAAAUGAAACCUGAGAAGCUUUCAACCUCCCCUGAUCUUCCUUAUUUCUGGUCUACUUUCUUCAAAUCAAGCCCAUAUUAAAGACAACGAUUUCAAGUACCCCCGAUUACUCUUUUCUGCUCUUAUCCUCGUCUGUUUUUGCGCCAACCAUAUAAAAGCCAUGAUUUCCCCCCCUUUCAUGAAUUCUGGAUAAGGAUUGGAGGAAAUUUCACCAAAUGGGGUUGUUGCCGUUAAACCCGAACCCAGAAAGCGAGCAAGAUGGUGGGACGAAAAAUAGUGCUAUGGUGUAUCUCAAUGUAUAUGACCUUACACCUAUGAACAAUUAUUUUUACAUGUUUGGAAUUGGAAUCUAUCAUUCGGGAAUUGAAGUGCAUGGUAUGGAAUAUGGCUUUGGAGCUCAUGAGUACCCAACAAGUGGUGUCUUUGAGGUGGAACCUAGAAGCUGUCCUGGCUUCAUCUUCAGGCGAUCAGUGUUCUUGGGUACCACAGAUAUGUCUAUUUCAGAAUUCCGUUCUUUUAUGGAAACCCUCGCCAGUAAAUAUCAUGGAGACACUUACCAUCUGAUUGCCAAGAAUUGUAACCAUUUUACAGAUGAAGUCUGCCAACAACUAACUGGAAAGUCUAUACCUGCAUGGGUAAAUCGGUUGGCUCGAGUAGUUUCAGGUUCUUUCUGCAAUUGUCUCCUGCCGGAAAGCCUUCAGGUUGCUGCAGUUGCACAUAUUCCAGAACGUUUGGCAAAUUCUGAUGAUGAGAGAUCAGACUCUGGGGGGUUGUCUUCGUCUGGGGACAGUGAAAAUGAGGAUGCUGAUCAAAAUCUGUUGACUGCACCUAAUGUUGGUGAAGUGGCCUUUGUAAAGGAAAAUCCUGUGCGCCUGGCGCGUGAGCUCUUGUGAUUCUCGUUUGGUCAAUUGACGUCGCAUUCAGAGUUGAACAAACCUCUAUAGUUUCCAUAUGGUAUACCCACAAAGUAAUGUUUGUAAUUUUAGUGCUAUCAGGAUGCUGCUGUAAAUUUUUGUACUACUCAAUAUGUCUGCACUGCACUUUAUAUCUCUCUCUGUAGAAGCGACUCCUUUGGCCAGCAUGACGACCGCUUUUUUAAUUUUGAGUGACGAGUGUAUAAAUUUUAGUGAGUUGGGAAACGAGCAAAGUAUCAUUCGUCUCGACGGGUUGCUAAAGAUUAAUGAAGGAAUUUCACUGUUACUUGAU